GUGGCUAAAGACUGGGGGACCCCUGGCUAGAGCCACAGUGGGGGUGAGCUGGUGUGGUGAGUGGGGGUGACUGAGCCCCUGCCCCCAGCACCGUGAGCAAGAAGCUGGUGCUCAGGAGCUGUGUGGUCACGGAGCUGAGGAUGUUCUGGGAGGCAAGGGCAGCAUGAGCAAGGGACUCAUGGUUUCCAGGCUGGGAGUCUGUCCACAGCAGCCUCUAUGCACACCCCCAUCCUGGACUGCUUAAUGGAGCAGGGACCCCCAAAACUGGUGGAGGGACUUGCCCGGCUUCUUUCACCCCCAGGCUAGGGUCAAGGUGAGCAGCUCCAGAGAUGGAGGAACAGCCACGGGGCAGCAGAUGCGAGAACCUGCUGACUUCCUCCGUGCCUCAGUCUACCUCUGCCUAGAGAGCUUGGUCCCAGAGUCUGCCCCACACAGUGCCCUGGCAGAGGGGAAACCAUCCUGCAGACGAGGAGACCAAGGCCAGGAAUGGCCCAGGGUCCUGUGGGGGCUGAGCAAGAUGAAGCUGCUCUGAGCCCCAGGCUUGAGUUCUGACCCUGGUCCUCAACCCUGAUCAACUAGAAAACAAAUGGGGCGGGGUCUCAGGUGAGCAGCGCUGUGGGAGGAUGGCUUGUCCUGCUGUCCGCAUUCUGGACCACCUCACCCUGCAUGCUGACUUUUCCUCCCCUACACCUCCUCCUCUGAGCAGGACCUCUGGGGCCUUGCUCGUUUCUGGUGAUUGGCCUUCUGGUUGGCGGCCAUAGCCUAGGGCUGAGUUAACCUGAGCAGGGAUCCUGAUGCCCGCGCACCCACUGCGUGCCUUGCCGUGAUGCAUCCUGUGGGGAUGGCUCCGUUAUGACUCCAUUUUACGGAGUUGUGGGCUGUGGCUUGGAGCUGUGAAUGUUCACCUGAGGUCAUACUGAGUCACUGGAGGAAUUCAGCCCCAAACCCAGGCCUCACCCGACCAGGCUGUCACCUCCUUCAGCUAGGGUCCCUCCUGCCCCCAGACUCUACCUCUGGGUCUACAACUCUUAUGCCAUCCCAUUGGAAAAAUGCAGUUCCAGGGAUGUGUGGCCCCUGGCCUGGGGUCUCACAUCUGAUGUGUGAUUUGUCUACAAAGCCCGCGCAACUGCCACUUGACUUGCAGCCCCCAAGAAGGGAGGCAGGGCUUCUGUAAGCAGCCUCUGAGCCUUUCCAAUUGUCAGCCACCUCUCAGGGCUUUCUUGUGGUCAUUGGACCACAAGUCAGAGAGACCUGGAUUUGAAUCCUCAUUCUGCCCUCCAUAAGCUGGGCAAGCUUGGGCAGGUCACAGGCCUCUCUGAGCUUACAUAUUCUUGUCUGCCACGUGAGGGCGGUGACACUAGUGGGGGGCUGCUGGGGAAGUGGGCUGUGUGCCUCAUGCUGUCUGUGCCUACCUGCCCUCAGCUCCUGUAUGACAGCCCCAAGGCCCGGCAGGAGGUGGACCACCACUGGCAGACCUCGGGGGGCCCUCACAUUGUGCGCAUCCUGGACGUGUAUGAGAACAUGCACCAUGGCAAGCGCUGUCUCCUCAUCGUCAUGGAGUGCAUGGAAGGUGGUGAGCUCUUCAGCCGGAUUCAGGAGCGUGGCGACCAGGCUUUCACCGAGAGAGAAGCUGCAGAGAUCAUGCGGGAUAUCGGCACUGCCAUCCAGUUCCUGCACAGCCAGAACAUCGCGCACCGAGAUGUCAAGCCUGAAAACCUGCUCUACACGUCCAAGGAGAAAGAUGCAGUACUCAAGCUCACUGACUUUGGCUUUGCCAAGGAGACCACCCAAAAUGCCCUGCAGACACCCUGUUACACUCCCUAUUACGUGGCUCCUGAGGUCUUGGGUCCAGAGAAGUACGACAAAUCAUGUGACAUGUGGUCCCUGGGCGUCAUCAUGUACAUCCUCCUGUGUGGCUUCCCGCCCUUCUACUCCAACACGGGCCAGGCCAUCUCCCCAGGGAUGAAGAGGCGGAUCCGCCUAGGACAGUAUGGCUUCCCCAAUCCUGAGUGGUCGGAGGUUUCUGAAGAUGCCAAGCAGUUGAUCCGCCUCCUACUGAAGACAGACCCCACAGAGAGGCUGACCAUCACACAGUUCAUGAACCAUCCCUGGAUCAAUCAAUCAAUGGUGGUGCCACAGACCCCACUCCACACGGCCCGCGUGCUGCAGGAGGACAGAGACCACUGGGAUGAGGUCAAGGAGGAGAUGACCAGUGCCCUGGCAACCAUGCGUGUGGACUACGACCAGGUGCAGAUCAAGGACCUGAAGACCUCUAACAACCGACUGCUCAACAAGCGGAGAAAGAAGCAGGCAGACGGUUCCUCAGCCUCCCAGGGCUGCAACAACCAGUAGCACGCCGGGCCUUGGAUGAGGGCCUUGGAUGGGCCGGGCCUCUCAGCCUGGGGACAGACAGGAGCGUGCUGACGCCCCGGGUCACUGUUUUUAACAAAAGGAUCAUUUUGUUGUGUUUUAAUUUGUCACUUAGAACUUCAGGAUGGGGGACCGUGACUCCAAACCUCCUUAGAGAGGGAGGCCUGGAGUUAGGGAGCCACCUGCCCCAGCUGCAGCGCCUUUGGCCAGAGCAGCCUGAGUGAGACGUAGCUCUGUUGGGCACGCUGGGGCAUGGCUUUAGACUUCUAGGCCACCGGCAGUUGUGGCGGGCUUCCCUCCUCCCUUGGAGACACCGCCCUGUAGGGUGGACAGAUGGGCCUGGCCCUGGGAAAGGCAUCUGGCCAUGGGUUGCCAUGGUGACCAGGGACCGGCUUGCUGUCUGUGAAUGCUGAGUGAGAGAGCAAGGGAGGGAGAAGGGGCAAUGGGGGUCUGCCUCUGCGUCCUUGGGGCGGCUGGUCUCCUUCACACUGCUCCACCCUCUCAGGCUCCCUCCCUUUGGUCUCCUGAGGCCCAUGGUCAGUUUGCCUGCCUCGCUGGGUGGUCCAGCCCUAUCUUGCUGCAACCCCAUCCCACAGGGCCCCUGGAGCGCCCUCCCCGCAGGGUCCCUGGGCCUAGUGAUGCUGUUACUACCCCUUACCCAAAGAGUGGCCUCUCAUCUCAGGGGAGGGUGGGAGGUAUUUUUAACCCUUUUCUACUUUGGAAAAUGUCACUGUGACACAAGCCAGUACAGUUCUCUUGCCCCUACCCACUCACCGGUUCCCAGGCAGGAAAGCUUCUCUGUAAUGGUUCAUCCUCCACCUUGUCCUGGUUGAUGGCAGGGGCUGCCUCCUCGUGGACUUUUGUGAGAGUGGAUGGCUGGGGGCAGGACCCAGGGGCUCCCCAUUAAUCAGGGAUCUCUUUCUACACUCUGGGUCAGACUCCAGGCAGUGGAGGGCUACUGAGUGAUGCUUAGAAGGUCUGGUUCUGGGUCCCAGCUUUGGCCUGAGUCGGAACAGAGAGGAUCCCUUCCUUGCUGGUCUAAGCUUACCCAGUCCCACGGCUGCCCCGGGUAGCCUCAGGGUUCUCAGUGCCUGAUAUGGGCCCGACAAGUGCCUGACAUCCAGCCUGGUCCCUGACCUCUCUCUCGCUGGCUGGGAAACCCUAGCCCACAUCAGAUAGGAAAACACUGCUGGGUUUUACAUGUAGAUAGUAAUAAAUACCAUUUUGGCGUUUC
Molecule: messenger RNA, 3604 nt
Organism: Leptonychotes weddellii (Weddell seal)
Lineage: Eukaryota; Metazoa; Chordata; Mammalia; Carnivora; Phocidae
Source: RefSeq, a predicted model, not a curated record